AUGCCGCCACCCGAAACCGUUUGGACGGGGUCUGUCCGCCGGGUUCUGAAUUACUGCAGGCUAUACAGGCACGCGAGCGUUCUUGCGGAUGGCAAGAUCUACAUUGAUGGAGGCAAUACCUACAUCCCCAACGAUAAUACGACUUUCAACAACUCUCUAUCAGGCAACUACACCCUGGGUAUGAAUGAUCAGUUUCUCGUUCUCGACCUUUCACAGAACUUCACAGACUCAGACACCUUCCCAUACACAUCCUUGCGAAAGGGUUCAAAUGUACCCAACUCUCUCAUCGAGAAUUCCCUUCUGUAUUCUCCGUCAACGAGGAAGGUCACUCAGGUGGGAGGUUGGUUCUCCUAUAAUACGCAGACCGACCCCGGCUACCUUUCCGACGAUGAGAUACCUCCUCCAUCAGUAUGGGAAUUCGACAUAGGCUCCGAAACUUGGAGUCAGGCAUCCGAUGUCGGGACCUUUGGCAAUAAGCAAAAAUUGGAAAGGCCAGGCGCUGCAGCUUACUGCGACGCGCUGGCGCUGAACAAGAGCUUUGUAUUUGCAGGACAGGUAUGGCGUAGGACAGAUCCAGAAUACGAUACUUACGUCUUGGGAGAGGAUAUGAAAUUCUUGGAGGGAAUGUUGAUGCUGGACACAAGCAGCGCCGUAACUACGCCCACGUUCACCAACAUCUCAGUCCCUACGUCUCUCGAUGAUGGAGCUCAUCCGUUCGGACCUAGGCUCAACGGAGCCAUGGUUCAUGUCCCAUCGGGUGGCCAAGGAGUUCUAGUCUUCAUUGGUGGCCAAACUCCGCAGAAUCCGACUGAUUAUGGGAUGCAGAUUUCUAAUGCGGCGCAGCACAACGUGAUGUUGGACAACACCUUUGUCGACAUAUAUGACAUACAGAGCGGAGGCUGGUUUCGUCAACAGACAUUUGGGGUCCCUGAUAUCCCUUCAGCAAGAUCCGACAUCUGCAUAGUACUAGUGACAGCAGAGGAUCAAUCCUCGUACAACAUUCUUAUGAUUGCCGGCAGGCCAAACUAUAAAGUCUAUCUUCCUACCGAGGAAAUAUGGGUUCUAACUAUACCAACAUUCCAAUGGGUCCUGGUCCACACUCGUCCCAGCGGAAGGUACGGACACACUUGCCACUCUGUAGGCGAGAACCUGCUCGUGAUCGGCGGGAUGGAAACACAGACCGAUGGCCAAGACGUGCAGACCUGUUCAGACACGAUGCCAGCAGAAGUCUUCAACCUCGCCACACAGUCCUACACUGGAGUGUAUGAUGCAGCAGGCGCGUCAAGGGCCGCACCCAUUCCAGCUCAAGUCGUGGAUAUCAUAGGAGGCACACCUAGCGGCGGAGCAACCCUGAGAACUCCGAAAGUAUGGAGCAAUGUAUACCUACAAUAUGUCUUCGACCACUCACUCGAGCGACCCGAAUUUACACCAACAUACACGCUUGCGAAUGAGACCCAAAAUAACACGACCAAAUCGGCUAGCAACAACCAUGAUGAGCCGAGCACUGCUGCCGUGAUCGGAGGAGCCGUGGGCGGUGCCUUCGGGGCUUGCAUUCUGAUCAGCGCCCUUGUAGCCAUUUUUGUCGUCCGAAGCCGUCGUAGGAGGGCAAAUUCAGACGAAGAGAAGGCGAAGAAGCAGCAACAGGCCGAGAAGGGAGUCCCGUUCCCCGGACACGGGAAUGACGACAAGCAAGUCCUCAAUCUGCCGGAGCCUGAUCAGACUCGACCAGCAGAAUUGGAUUUGAACUCACGGCCUUCGGAGCUUCAGAUCAACAUCAACCCUGUCGAAUUCGCCGCCUUGGAAUCAGUGGCCAUAGUUACCGCAGACAAUGUAUGCAUCAAGCUGUUCAUCCUGGACACGAUCACCAUAAUGUCCGGAGAUACAGCAAACGAGCAAGAGGUGGUCCAUCUUCACCCAACUGGCUGGGAAAGGGAUCCCGAGGAGGAGAGGUUCAAGCUUUCAACUCUUGACUACCUUGUUGGUUGUGUCUACGUCAGCUAUGCUGUUUUCUUCAAGAUCGACGACGAUGCAGCCAAGCCCAAAGUCGCACAAUUGUUGAAGCAGGGCCUUGAAAGGACUUUGAGCCAGACUCGGCACCUUUGUGGCACCAUCGAGAAAGACGCGGACGGUGGCCAUUCCUUCGUCAAGAAGCGUGACAGCACCGUCAAGUUUGUGACAAAAUGGCUGGAUCAGGCUGAGAAUAAGGGGAGGUUUCCGUCAUUUUCCGACCUUGAAAAAAGCCACUUUGUCUCCCGGGCGCUGGGUGAUAUCAGUCAUUACAGUGUAUCUCCCAUGACAUAUGGGGAGAAGCCCGAGGCGUAUCUGGACAACCACCCCAAAGUCGCGGCUUUCCAGGCUAACUUUAUCCGUGGCGGUCUUGUGUUCAUGAUGCAUCAUCACCACACGGCUAACGACAUAAUGGGCUGGGCAGGAGAGCUACACCAGCUGGCCGAGAAUUGUGCCGCCAUCUGGGAUAGAACAGUGUUUCCUGCCUGGGAUCCUGCCUGUCUAGAUGUGUCGAUCUUCACAAAGAAGGAGUAUCCGGCGGAUCAACAAGUCGAGGGACCUGUCUCACCGGAGAAGCAUCCGGACCACAGGAAGUCACAGUGGCUCCUAUUCCAUCUGCCGAAAAGCAAGGCUGCUGAGUUAAAGAAGCUGGCGUCACCAGCCGAUGAAUCGUAUUGGAUUUCGACCUACGACGCUUACCAAGCAUUUGCCUGGCGGGUCUUCUCCCGCCUCCGCGCCAAAGUAUACAAACCGGACCUCUCAUCGACACCACUAUGGGGAGAAGCAGUCGAUAUGAGAAAGCGCUGUCACGACCCCGCGGUGCCAGUCCGGAUCCAGCACAACGUUGUCGGGGUCGCGCUCUCGCCACAGACGCCCGUGCCACCGCUGACGGUUGCCGAGAUCAUCUCGGACGCGCCGUUGAGUAAGCUCGCGUGGUUUGUUCGGCAGAUGACCAACAGCACAACUCAGGAGUGUCUGGACAAGACACUUGACGCCAUCGCACCCGUGCGUGACAAGUCUGUUCUAUACCUCCGUUGCGACUCCUCCGAGCCGAUGUACAACUUCACGACCGACUGGCGCGACACGAAUAUUGCUGGGGCAGAUUUUGGGUUUGCCAAGCCGUAUGCGUUCCGUCAUCCAAUGGACUUCGUGACUCCCGGGCUGCAGAUUGUAUAUCCACCUCUCAGCAAUGAUCCUGGCUCUGAUGAGGGGCCAGAGCUGUGUGUUGGGUUUGAGAAGGAGUUGACAGAGGACCUGAUUGAGGAUGCCGAGUGGUCCAAGUAUUUCGAGUUCAGAGGUAUUGAUGCUGAAGAUGCAGAUUAA
Molecule: messenger RNA, 3330 nt
Organism: Diaporthe amygdali
Lineage: Eukaryota; Fungi; Ascomycota; Sordariomycetes; Diaporthales; Diaporthaceae
Exons: 11
Coding region: 1-3330 (1109 amino acids)
Molecular function (GO): acyltransferase activity, transferring groups other than amino-acyl groups; protein binding
Source: RefSeq, a predicted model, not a curated record